Messenger RNA from Bufo gargarizans (Asiatic toad), 1311 nucleotides. Its product is annotated as carbonic anhydrase 9-like. The transcript has 12 exons. Bases 1 to 1311 code for a protein of 436 amino acids. Lineage: Eukaryota; Metazoa; Chordata; Amphibia; Anura; Bufonidae. Gene Ontology annotation, cellular component: plasma membrane. Gene Ontology annotation, molecular function: zinc ion binding; carbonate dehydratase activity. The record is from RefSeq and is a predicted model, not a curated record.
AUGAUUUUAAUUUCCUCAUUUCUAUUGACAUCUUCUAAUGGUCUUAUCUUUUCCAUUACAGGUCCAGGUCAUCAUCACUGGGGCUACACCGAUAAGCUGGAAUGGGACAAGUAUUUCCCGGAGUGUGGUGGGAAGGCGCAGUCCCCUAUUAAUGUCGACAUACAGAAUGUUGCCUUUGACCCUUGGCUGAGGCCAAUUCAGCUCUCUGGCUAUAACCUGACAGCUGGAGGAACCCUGAAGUUGGAGAACAAUAUGCAUACAGUGGUUUUGAAACUACCUGAUAGUCUGAAGAUAGUUGGCGGUCUCCCUCAUAUUUAUGAAGCGGCACAGCUCCAUUUCCACUGGGGUUCACAUAGCAGUCCAGGGUCAGAGCACACUGUAAAUGGGAUACGAUUUCCCGGAGAGAUCCAUGUGGUUUACUUUAACUCUGAGUACCAGAGUAUGGACCUAGCAUUAAACCAGUCCGGAGGCCUUGCUGUGUUGGCUGCGUUCAUAGAGGAAGGACCUGAAGAUAACGAAGCUUACGAGCAUCUUCUGUCACAUCUGGAGGAGGUGAAGGAUGGUGGAGAAAGCAGAGAGAUUCCUGGAUUUGAUAUUCGUGGAUUGUUACCUCAGCAGCUGGACAGAUACUUUCGGUAUAAUGGAUCUCUCACCACUCCACCAUGCCUCCAGACUGUCAACUGGACCAUCUUCAACCAGACUGUUCCUCUGUCUGCCAGACAGCUGGCCAUCCUGGAGGACACCAUCCACCAUGAUCAUGACCACAUCCUACAGUUGAACUUCAGAGAACCGCAGGCUCUCAAUGGACGUGUAGUGUUGUCCAGCUUCAGGGCGCCGGUGGGAGGUCGGAAGGCGCCCGGAGUAGCUCCUCCAGCUUCGCCCUCUGACACUGAUGAUCCCUCAUCACGCAACACUGAGACAGGUUCUCAUGGCCAGCAGCACCCUUCACUGGGAAUAGGCGACAUGCUGGCCAUUAUAUUUGGCAUCCUCUUUGGUCUCACAGCCAUGGCAUUCUACAUAUAUGUGAGGAAGAGCCGCAAAAGAAACCACAGGGGCAAUAUUGAAUUAGCUAGUGCUAGGUUUGAAGGCAAAAAUUUGCUGCUAGAAGACUGGGACGCAGACCUUAAGAGCAUCCUCAGGUUGUACAACUUGGCUCUGGAUUUACAAUCAGAUGUGGUGCUGAACGCCUUGGAAGGGGACCAGUUCGUACUUGGAUUGCGUAGCCCUCCUCUUCGCCAGGCCCUCAGGGAACGUAUCCUGGAGGAUGCUACGUUGCAGUUUCAGAAGAUACAAGCUGAGGAUGUGGCCUGA